GGCACGGUUUUCGACUUUGACGGCAUAGAGCCCGAGACAAACUGGAACUGGAACGCGCCUGGCGUUACCUGUCAUUCGGGAAUCAUCUUCGCGCUACGAUGUAUGGGCAACAUAGACAUUUCGCUGAGCCAGGGCGCAAUUUGUCCCGUGGAGGGCAAGCUCCCCAAGGACUCGCUGCUGAAGUCCGGGCCCUAUCGCGGCGGUGUGCACAGGCAACGUUAUCACCUCGCAGCGCAUUGUGGAUGUCAUCUUCCUUGCCUUCGACGCGGUGGCGGCCGGUUCAGGAUGCAUGAACAACCUGACUUUGUGUCGGACGACGUCGGGACCGAAUUCAGGUACCAUGAGACCAUU
Molecule: messenger RNA, 351 nt
Organism: Capronia epimyces CBS 606.96
Lineage: Eukaryota; Fungi; Ascomycota; Eurotiomycetes; Chaetothyriales; Herpotrichiellaceae
Exons: 1
Coding region: 99-293 (64 amino acids)
Source: RefSeq, a predicted model, not a curated record